AUGCAAAACGAAAACAACGAUUUUUCGAAAGUACUCAUCGGUAGGAUGUGUGGUUUCGAUGACUGGUACGUGUCACUAGAAACCGAAGCAGAAGAUGGCAUCAAUAACAUUUGUCCUUACCUCCGCUGUCCGCCGCUGCCCGGAUAUAAGCAGCUGUCUAUGCGUUGUUUCUUUUCGUUUUUGAAUCAAAAGCCAUCGGAGAACUCUCGAAGAGUAACACGUGUUUUGCUGGAUCCAAACGAGAAAAAUGGAUGGCUGAGUGAUGGAACAUUGUGUAUCGAAUAUGGCUUUUGUGUGGAAUCAAUGGAAGGAUUAGAUGGAAUAUGGAAAUUCAAUUACCAUGAUAAACUUUUCGAUUGCGAUCAAAAACAGAAUAUGAUAACAUAUGAAAAUGAUAUCCCCGACGGGAAUGACGGUUUACAGUUGUACAUUCAUAAACAGCUGCUGGAAUUCCAUUCUCCGUCAUUCAAGAACGUAAUUUGCACCGUUCCUUUAUCGUAUGGAACGAAUCUCGAAAGAAUCAUAGAAUUUUUUCAAAUCUCUCAAGCAGUAAGAAUUGGAGAUUCAAAAGAACUCGCAAGCAGCCACUUGACGUUCAAAUCUCCAAUUUUCUUCAUUUUUGUAGUGAUCGCUCUCGAUGGAAAUCCGUCGGACUCUCCGCCAAACUGUCGACGAUUUCGAUAUCGUCUUCAACAAGGAGAACAACGAAAUUAG
Molecule: messenger RNA, 714 nt
Organism: Caenorhabditis remanei
Lineage: Eukaryota; Metazoa; Nematoda; Chromadorea; Rhabditida; Rhabditidae
Exons: 6
Coding region: 1-714 (237 amino acids)
Source: RefSeq, a predicted model, not a curated record